This is a messenger RNA of Miscanthus lutarioriparius, 831 nucleotides long. Lineage: Eukaryota; Viridiplantae; Streptophyta; Magnoliopsida; Poales; Poaceae. The record is from the annotation of a GenBank genome assembly.
AUGUCGCACAACCACGGCGACACGAUCCCGCUCCACCCCUCAUCGGCGCAGUCCGACAUGGACGAGAUCGAGAGCCUCAUCCACGCCGCGCCAUCCCCUGCCACCGUGCUCCCCGCGCGGCCACCGUCUCCGACGCGGGCCUCCAUCCCCGUAUCCUCCUCGCCGGCGCCGGUGCCCGUCACCACGAAGCCGCCUCUCCCCGCCGCCUCCAUCCCGAUCUCCGUCUCCGUCUCCCCCGUGCCCGUGCCCGCGUCCGUCUCCGUCCCCAUCGGCGCUGACGGGUUUGGGCCUCCGCCCAACACGCUCACAGAGCCGGUAUGGGACACCGUCAAGCGAGACUUAGCACGCAUCGUCAGUAAUCUCAAGCUCGUCGUCUUCCCCAAUCCCUACCGCGAGGACCCCGGCAAGGCGCUCAGGGACUGGGACCUGUGGGGUCCCUUCUUCUUCAUCGUCUUCCUUGGCCUCACGCUCUCCUGGUCAGCUUCCGUUAAGAAGUCUGAAGUAUUUGCUGUUGCAUUCGCUGUCCUGGCAGCUGGGGCUAUAAUUCUGACCUUGAAUGUUCUGCUUCUGGGUGGACACAUCAUCUUCUUCCAAAGCCUGAGUCUUCUUGGCUAUUGCCUGUUUCCACUGGAUGUUGGUGCUCUAGUUUGCAUGCUGAAGGACAAUGUCAUACUUAAGAUUGUUGUGGUAACAAUCACAUUGACAUGGAGCUCCUGGGCUGCCUAUCCAUUCAUGAGUGCUGCUGUUAACCCAAGGAGAAAAGCUCUGGCCCUAUAUCCUGUCUUCCUCAUGUAUAUCUCAGUUGGUUUCCUCAUAAUUGCCAUUGAUUAA